AUGGCCGCUCCCACAGCUUCCAAGGAUGCUCCUCAGAUGAGCCCUCUCAACCUGUAUUCGCGAUUUGCGUUUGCAGGUGCGGUUUGCUGCGCCGUCACACACGGUGCUGCCACACCUCUCGAUGUUGUCAAGACCCGUAUCCAACUUGACCCCGUCACCUACAACCGUGGUAUGCUCGGUGGCUUCCGCCAGGUUAUCCAGAAUGAGGGUGCUGGUGCUCUCUUGACCGGUUUCGGACCUACUGCCGCCGGAUACUUCCUCCAGGGCGCUUUCAAGUUUGGAGGAUACGAGUUCUUUAAGCAGCAAUCUAUCAACGCUGUCGGCUACGAGACCGCGAAGAACAACCGUACCGCCGUCUACCUCGCUUCGGCUGGUGCCGCCGAAUUCUUUGCUGAUAUCGCUCUCUGCCCGCUCGAGGCCACCCGUAUCCGUCUUGUUUCCCAGCCUACCUUCGCUAACGGUCUGCUUCCUGCCAUGGGCCGCAUUCUGAAGGAGGAGGGCAUUGGCGCUUUCUACUCUGGAUUCGGGCCCAUCCUAUUCAAGCAGGUCCCCUACACUAUGGCCAAGUUCGUCGUGUUCGAGAAGGUCUCCGAGUCCAUCCUUGCGACCGUCAACAAGGACACCCUUUCCGAUGGUGCUAAGACCGGUAUCAACCUCGGCUCCGGUCUGAUCGCUGGUCUCGCCGCUGCUGUCAUCUCCCAGCCUGCCGACACUAUGCUCUCAAAAAUCAACAAGACUCAGGGUGCUCCUGGUGAGGGCACCGUCACCCGUCUUAUCAAGAUCGCAAAAGAACUCGGUAUUCGUGGCUCCUACGGUGGUAUUGGUGCCCGUCUUUUCAUGGUCGGCUCCAUCACUGCCGGUCAGUUCGCUAUCUAUGGUGACAUCAAGCGUAUGCUCGGUGCCACUGGUGGUGUUGAGAUCUCUAAAUAG
Messenger RNA from Penicillium soppii, 930 nucleotides. Its product is annotated as putative mitochondrial phosphate carrier protein (Mir1). Gene Ontology annotation, molecular function: phosphate transmembrane transporter activity. The transcript is spliced from 4 exons. The record is from RefSeq and is a predicted model, not a curated record. NCBI's taxonomy places the organism in Eukaryota, Fungi, Ascomycota, Eurotiomycetes, Eurotiales, Aspergillaceae. The coding region runs from base 1 to 930 and encodes 309 amino acids. Gene Ontology annotation, biological process: mitochondrial phosphate ion transmembrane transport. Gene Ontology annotation, cellular component: mitochondrial inner membrane.